AUGGCCGACCUGUCCUUCCUCGCUCGCUUCGUGCUCACGCUGCUCGUGUCUGCGCUGUCUCUCUACAUCUACAAGCGGCUGCAGCUGUCCUCGCCCUCCUCUCCGUCUUCUUCUCCGCCCACGUCUCGUUCCACGUCAACCAAACGCUCGAAAAAGCGCAGCAAGAAACCAAAGAAAGCGACGCCCACUGCUGCAGCUUCGGACGCGUCGUCGUCCUCCUCGUCGCUGCCGUCUGAUACACGUGCAGCUCAACCCGACGCUCGGGAUUCGACUGCUGCUGCUGCACCUACUUCACUGAGUGCCGAGCGCAGCGAAGAGAGCGACAGUGACUCGGACGAAGGGCUUUCGGCGGCGCAGGUGCUGGCUACACGCAAGUUCCAGCCCAAGAGGCUUGGCAGCUCAAGUCGAGCGUCUGCGUCGCUACCGGCAGAGCCUGCUGGGUUCACAGUUGAUCAGGAGGUACUGGCUCGCUUUCGUGGUGGCGACAGGUGGUUCCCAGCUCGUGUCUUGGAGCGACGGAAAGGAAACGAGUACCACUUGAAGUAUGACGAUGGAGAGGUGGAAUACCGGGUGUCGGCCGCGUGUAUCAAGCCGCGGACGUCUGAUGCUGACACUGGAAAGCGCGAGGAACGUGAUGCUGCCGAGGACAGCGGGAAGAGUGAGGAACGCGAUGGUGCCCAGGCUCUGGUCAGUGACACCGUGGCACGUGAAGCGUCCGUGCAGCAGAAGGAGGAAACGGGGUCUGACUCUGGCUCGAGCUCGUCGGACGACGAUGGCUGGCAGGUGGUGGGAACUUCCAAGACUGUUAAACAGCGUCACGUGCGUCGCGCACAAGGGGAUGCUCUGGCUGAGCCGUUGGUCGAUGGUCUCACUAAACGUCAGCGCGAGAAUCGCCGCAAAAAGGAGCGACAACGGGAGAAGAAGGAGCUGCUUCGUCAGCAUGCCCAGAAGGACGACUUGGACGCGCGUGCGCGCUGGCGCUACGUGCCGUCGUAA
Molecule: messenger RNA, 996 nt
Organism: Hyaloperonospora brassicae
Lineage: Eukaryota; Oomycota; Peronosporomycetes; Peronosporales; Peronosporaceae
Source: the annotation of a GenBank genome assembly